UUCUCUACGGGCUCUACUCAAGAGUCAAGAAUCAUGUGUUGGUUGUGCGGCGGUGUUGUGCGUUGAGGCUUGAUCGAAGGAAAACUAAAAAAAAUUCCCGCUCGAGAAUUUUCCGCGCCUGCUGUCUUUAGGCGGAAGAGUGAGCCAGCUUCCUGGUUGAACCCGUCGAUCUUGCGGGUCACCCAUUCGCGCAUGAUUUCGGAUCUUUAAAAAUUGUUUUUCCGUCUUCGUCCAGAGAGAGAGAAACGCAGAGAAAAACUGCAGUAAAGCUCAAGCAGUCGCGUUUCGGAAAACGUCGCGCAGGCGUCUCAAGCGAAUUCGAUGCAACAUGGAAGGCAAACGUCUUGAGAACAAGCGACGAAAGGAAAAAGAAAACUCUGGCAAGGAAGUCGACAUUCGGGCUGAGAAGAAGCGUAUCUUGAAGCACGACUGGAGUCAAACACGGGCCGAAGUGAGCGCUACAUUGGACGUGGGUUUUCCCCUGGAUUCCAACCAAGUGACCCUCGAAUGCACCGACUGCCAAUGUUCGGUCACGUUGCCGGAUGGUCGUCAGUGGCAGUGUGAGCUGUAUGCACCCGUGGUGGCUGAAUGCACCAGUCUGGUCCAGAAAUCCAAGAAAGUCGUCGUGAAGAUGGUCAAACAGGAUCCAAACAUCGACUGGCAGCAACUCGAGAAAGUGGAAGGGUCUCCUUCGCUGCCCUCGUCGGACGAAGAGUUGAAGGACGAGAACCCGACUGUCGAACUUGUGGGUCCGAAGUACGACUACUACGAGAGCGGGGCAAACGGGGACACUGUUACAGUCACACUGUUUGUUAAAAGCAUCUCCAAGGAGGCAUUGGCCGUGGACUUUGACGAAAGGGGCUUCCUGGUGAAGUUUCACACCAAGAAUACCAACACUGAGUUUCUGGAGCAGCAUGGAGCAUCAGAGGAGACAACGUUCACAUGGCGUGUCAACGUUAAGGAAGCCAUACGACCGGAGGACUGCCGGUAUAGGCUCAGCCCUUGCAAACUGGAGCUUGUGCUUAAGAAGAAGGUGCCAUCGCGGUGGUCGUCGCUCGAGCUCGCCCCUCCUGCCAAGAAAAUCGCAGAGCCAUUGCCCGCACCCAGCAACACAUGGGUGCCUGUGUCGAGGAACGUGCAAGGGAGGACCCCGCUGAGCAACGUGGCCCCCGUGCACCAGCUAACAAACAAUGUCCAGCCCAAUGUGCAGCCCCCCGCCUUGCUGGACUCUUGCGCCGGCGAUGCUUCAACUGCUUCAGCUGCCCUUAGCGACCCACUUUCAAAGAAGGUCAUCAACAAGCUGGAGCCACGGCCGCCACCUGCUCCGCCAGUUGCUCCGCCAGUUGUGGUUGCUCGCGGCUACACUGGCCUCGACAACUUGGGCAACACGUGCUUCAUGAAUGCGGUGUUGCAAUGCCUGGCCAACACCCGGGAGUUCAGAGAUUACUUCCUCAGUGCCACCUUCCAGGGUGAGUUGAACCGGGACAACCCCCUGGGCAUGCAUGGAGAGUUGGCCGUGGCUUUUGCCGUGCUCGCCUCGUGGCUUUGGUCGGGCAAGCAGCGCUCGUUUGCGCCCGACCGCCUCAAGCGCCUCAUCAGCAUCAAGGCGCCCCAGUUCACGGGCUUUGCUCAGCACGACGCCCAGGAGUUCAUGGCGUUCCUCCUGGACGGACUGCACGAGGACCUCAAUCGCAUCCACAACAAGCCUUACGUUGAGAGGGUCGAGUCAAACGGACGACCUGACAGCGUGGUUGCUGAUGAAUCCUGGAGCAACUACAAGCUUCGCAACGACUCCAUUGUGGUGGACCUCUUCCAGGGCCAGUACAAGUCAACGGUCAUCUGUCCGAAGUGUCACAAGGUCUCUAUCAGCUUCGACCCUUUCCUGUACCUGACAGUGCCGCUGCCCAAGAGACAGCGCGUUUUCGCGGUGCACUUUUUCGCACUAGACCCGCAGUCUGUUCCAGUCAAGCUCAGGGUCAGGCUCAGCCACGAUGCCAGGAUCCAGGAUCUCAAGGAGGAAAUCUUCAAGAAGACCAAGGUGUCUCCAAAGAAUCUGCGCUUGCUGGAAGUUUACAACCGAAGAAUUUACAAGGUGUACGGCAGAGAAGAAAGCCUCGUUGGAGUGACUCCGAAGGACCAGAUCUUUGCGUUUGAAGUCCUUGACAGGGAUGUUGCGCGGGAGAGGGUGGUGGAGGUGGCUGUUGUGCAGAGGGCGCUGAUGCCUCCCCUGGCGAACACCUGCUCAUCGUGCGGCAAGGAGUGCGUGGCCGAACAGGACAAACUCAAGCGUUGCACACGGUGCUUCCGCGUCGGCUACUGUAAUCGGGUGUGCCAGACCAACCACUGGCAGCAGCACAAGAGCGCCUGCAAAUUCUGCCCCGAGCUGGUGGGCCUGCCCUUCGUGGUCAGCAUGCCGGCGUCCCAGGCGACGUACCAGAACCUCUGCCGACUCAUGGAGGCCCAUUCAAGGCAUUCUGUAAAUGUCUUCCAACCACCUGUAGAGUCCACCAAGCGCACGCUGGAAGCAGCCACGGCUGCCUGUGCCAACGAGGUGGCUGACGUUAACCAGGAGGUUGAGAUUCAUGCCGACUCUGUGAGCCAGGGUGCCGGAGACAGCAGUGGAGCCAUGUUCACCGUCACCAGCGUGAGCUCUGAGAACACGGACUGUAAGACGGACUUCAUCCUCGAAGAUGAAGGGAAUGAGCCUCUGGACUUCAGUGGAGUGAUUCGUUUGGCGAUGGACUGGAAGAACGACCAGCGUCAAGGGAACUACGUGCUCGUCGAGUCCAAAGAAGUGGAGUAUGCAAUGUCCGACGACGACCGCAACAUGUCGAUUUAUGAGGAGGACGGCAUCACGCUGGACCAGUGCCUGCGGCUGUUCACGGAGCCCGAGGUGUUGGACCCGCAGGAGGCCUGGUACUGCCCGGGCUGCCGCGAGCACCGCCAGGCCACCAAGGAGUUCUCGCUGUGGCGGCUGCCCGUCGUGCUCGUCAUCCAGCUCAAGCGCUUCUCCUUCACCCGCUCCAUCUUCCGCGACAAGAUCGACAAGAUGGUCGACUUCCCCGUCUAUGGCCUUGACAUGAGCCCUUACUACUGCGGCCCUGGGAACAGCGACGGACACCCUCCCAUAUACGACCUUUUUGCCGUCACCAACCACCACGGCGGCAUGCUGGGCGGCCACUACACCGCAUUCGCGCGCUGCAUCGACCCCAUCGACACACGCCUGAGCGAGAUCGGCUGGAGGCUAUUCGACGACAGCCGUGUCGUCGACGUGUCGGAUCCUCGCGUGGUGACGGCAUCAGCGUACAUGCUGUUCUACCGGCGCCGGGGCGUCCCAUUUGACCUGCCCACCAAGAUGCCCCGCCCCUUGCCCUCUGCCUCACGGCUCGUGCCCGUCCAGUCGCAAAAGCUCGUUAAGGACCAGGAGAACUUGCUGGGUCAGGAGUUGGCCUGCCUCAACGACAGCAACAACAACAGGCGUGUCUGCGAGUCGUCCGACGACUCGACGAUGGACGACGAUGACGACGACAUGAACAGUCCCGACUGACGGACGCGGCUCGGAACUUUAGUGACCGCCGCGCUCUGGGUGGUUUUGAAAUUGUUACUUUUUCUUCUUUGCAUGGCCUGGUUUUAUUUAUGUUUUUUUCCCCAAGCAGCUGCCCUCUCUCUACGUGCCUAUUUUUUGCUGCUGGAAACGUACAAAAGGCCGUGGCAAGCCUCGGCAGUGCCGUAAGCUCGGCACGGUGGAAGUUGUCUACAACUGUCCACAACCGGCACUCUGAGGCAUCAAAAUCUGUGAAUUGGGGGGUAUAUUUGGAAUUCUCCUCGCCAGCUUUCCCGAGCAGAACAUGGUGUCAUGAAGAUGAAGGAUCGUUGCCUCGUGAAAGAGGUUUGAGGAUGUUGCUGGCACAAUCAUGUUGGCAGUGUAGCACAGUGCCCAUAUGUCGCAGUAAAUAUGAUAUUUGACCUUAAUUUGUGUCGGAAAAUCGUUGUUGUCUCGUGAAAUUCAGUGAUGAGGUACGCAAAAUGUCCUCAUACUUGCCAAGUCGACGUCUAAAUUUUUGCCAACAAUUUGACAAAAUACAAGAAACAAGGAUACUGGUCAAACCACAUCAGGAAUGCGGGAGAGUGCUAAAUCUUGCCUGUGACUUUGUCGAUAAAAUCAAUGCAAGCAAGAAUCCUUUUUUUCCUGCACCCCAAACUCAAGGCAGCAUGAUGCCACAACUGCGGGAAAGACUGCUUGUAGAAUUUUAAAUAUUCUUCCUACUAUAGGCUGUUCAAAUUGCUGCCUUUUAUUUUUCUUGCUAAGCAUUUCUAAUUAGGUGACGCGCUGCAUGCAUGCACUUCCUCCAUUUAUGCAACUGUCUCAUCGCUUUCCACAAAAGUCUGGGUAAACCAGAACAGGUCAGGCUCUCGUUAAUUUAUUUAUAUUAAUUAAGCGCAAAUAAUCGCAGAUGACGUCGUGCUUCUGAGUGAUCUCGCCUGAUCGUACGGCUUCUGAGAUUUAAAAAAAACGCACAGUUCGGAAAUACCACAUCUUUUUCGUGGCUGACGUAACAGUGCUGUGCCGUUCGUCCUUGAAUGCAGAAAACAGUCGCAGAUUUAACAAAAGCCACUGCAUUGAUACAGUUUUUCAGCUCAGAAAUUUUUCAAAAAAAAUUAUCGCUGUACCACAAGCAACCCUUCAUUUCGCACAAAAGCAGCUCUUGCUGUUAUGCACCUGAGGCAUCUAUUAAUUUAUCAUUUUAUGUAAGGAUUGAAGUAGUGGUCAUGGCUUGCUAUAAUGAGUGCCAUCAAGAAACUCAUUAAAAAAUGUAUACUCAUUUGGUCUGAUGAUAUCUGGCAUUGCUCAUUGAAAGGCUUGGGUUAGCAGCUUACAAAAGAUAGCUUUGCAUCACAGCAAAGAAAAAAAAAUCAAUCUCGAUAUCGUCUAAUUAUCUUUUGCGCUAAGAAGAGUAGUAAUGAAGUGAUAAUGCAUGUUUAGUAUCUCUUUUUUUUAAGAGUCAGUGUUUGGUUUACUUGUUUCAGUAUUGAUGAGGGAAAUGAGUCUUCCUUAGCCAGAAAAAUACUUGGUACUACUUUGUCUGCCAGCUCUGUGUAUUUUUCUCUAAACACUCGGUAGUAUCGCUGUUGUAGUGACAUCAUCUUUAAUAGCGUGUAAAUGCUCCCCUUCGUGCAAGUUUAUUUUUAUGCACCCUUUUUUUUGUUUUUUUUAGAGCAGAGGAGCAUCUCCCAGAUUGACAUAUUCUCUGAAAUCAGUAUAUAUGAUAGCUCCCGGCAAUGUUGGUCGCUUUUCGACGGAGGCAAAAUGCUAGAGGCCCGUGUACUGUGCAACUUCAGCGUACGUUUAAAACACCCUGGUGGUUGAAAAUUACCCAAAGCCCUCCACUACGGUGAUUUUCACAGCACGAGUCUUUUUGGGACGUUAAACCGCGUAAACAAAACACUAAACAGUAUAUUGAUAGCACUGGCACUGUAUUCUCGUCUGAACACAUCUGGUGUUACGAUUACAUAUAGUACAAAAAUAAUGAAGCUCUCAUGGAUCUGAUUGUUUAUUAAUUGCAAACUGCAUCAUUUUUUUCUUUCAUUAUUCCUUCUGGUGCAUACAGUCAAAUCAUCAUGUAACAAAUACUGAUAAAUAGAAGUAUUUCAUACAGUGUUACAAAUAUAUACGUUAUAACAGAUUUUUGGAUAUUACAAUGCUUUUCAUCUCAGAUGAGACUUUUUUAUAAUGAUGUUUUGACUGUACACAGUAACAAAGCUAUUGGUGGUUCUUUUUGUUAUGCUAUGAGCAUUCCUGUUCAGGCCUAAAAUUUCAGCACCCUAGUGUUUUAAAGCUCAGAUUUUAGGUGCCCGUACCUGCGUUGAGCGUUGGUGUGCCUCGUCCAUCGUAACCGGGAGAACAAACGCAGCAAAAGAUGAGCGCGGAAAUGAUGGUGAACGGGUUAGGACGAAAUCAGAUUUUUGCACGAGAUUAUGAGCGUGGAGAGGAUGGUGAAAAGAUGACAAGGACAGCAGAGUGCCGCGCGAGACUACUAGACGGCGCCAGAGUAGUGCGACGUCUUGGAGCUCUGUUGGUGACGGCUGCUGUGAAUCGUGCCCAUGCGCCGGCGCUCGUGAUUUCUAAAUUAGUAAGGCAGUCAUGCCGAACUUCACUCUAUUUGCAAUGUGCCGCGCGAGGCAGAUUGUCUGCACCCGCAAAGAUAUCACGUAUUGAAAACAUAGGGAGCUGUGCUCAAAUUUCGCAUUAUGGAGUGUGGUAAUCAUGGGCGAAUUUUAUUACGUUUCAUUUCACGGGUUCUCUCGUUCAAGAGCAUUAGCCAAGUAUUAUGUGCAAAUCAAAAUUUGUAGUCGGCGCGUACACGCUUAUUGCACAUAAAGGGAUUGACGCUGAAUUCAUACCUUGCUGUGUUGAAAGCCCUCAGGCACACUGAAACCAUAUGGUGGGGGUGGCGAACAGGGUUUCAGUUUUAGAGAAUGGCUGCUUGGCCACUUGUGAUGGGAGUUGCAUUGUUUAUAAAACGCACAGGCGAUUAUUGGCCAUGUGUGUUGAGUGAUACCGAUUUCUUCAGGCAUGCUUCUCAGUUUGCAAUGAAGGCUUGUGUUGCCAGAUGAAUUCAAAGCCAACUCGUUGUACUCUGUCUUAGAUAUUGCUGCCAAUGUGCAUUGUGAAUGGUAUCGAUUUAUUGAGGCAUGCUUUUCAGUCGUGUGUGAAUUUUAUAUUUAUUCUGUUCUAGAGCAGAAGUGUUAAUGGUUAAGGGAGUACUGACACAAAAUUUUGAAGGCGAGAACUCAUGUGGCCAGCUAUGUUUACACGAAACCCACUCUGGUUCCCGCCUCACUCGGCACUCUCCGAAACCGAAACUGCGACUAAGCGCUAUAAAACCGUCUUCAAAUAAUUAACUGUCGCUCGCUUGAGCAAACGAUCUUUCCGGCAGUGGUAAGUGGGUCGUUAGCUACUUAUUGCAACAGAAAAAAACAAGAUGCAAUAUUUUUGUGUCAGUGCUCCUUUAAGAUAUAAAUUCUAAGACUCUUGGUUGCCCACGCAUGUUUCUCUGAUAGUUAUCUUUGUUGAGGCUUAGUUAUGCUAGUUCUAGCAGUCUUUGAGACGAGAAAUCGUAAGCUGUCAUGCUGCGCUUAAUAUGCCAAAGCGUUGUAUUGACAAGGCCCUCUAAAUGCAUUCUCUUCUACAAUUUUAUGUCCUAAGUGCUUGUAAUCACUGAAAUGAAAUGACAUAAAACACUGCCUCGUUCUCGACCUCUAGUGUACAACAGGCAGGAAGGUUACUGACAUUAGACUUCUAAAGUCUUGACUUGUCAUACGAGUUUCGCUAUGUUUGUUUUACAGCUAGGCAAUGCAUCUUAUGCAAAGUCUUUUCCGAUGAAAUGUGUUUAGUUUAAAUUUGUGUUUGAGUGCACGCCCGAUUUCUUUGAUAACUUGCAGCAGGCUGGUUGCAGUGUUUGACAUGCCUUAGUUUUUGGUGGUGUUGUUAAGUUGAGGUGUUCUGCAAACCACACGUAAAAGCUGGCAGUUAUAGCAAACAGACCUCUCUAUACGGGAGGCAUUUUUGGCACAAAAAUACCUUUAAUAAGCGAUCAUAUUUAUUAUAAGUAUUUGCGCCUUCGCACAUAAAAGGCAUCCACCGGUUUUAGUUUUACUUCACUGAAUAUGGUAAUUUGUUGCAUGCAACAGCAUUUGUUGUAUUAACUUUAUCUAGUAUUCAGGCCUAAAAGAAGACAUGUAAUGAGGCUACAAGCUCUGUUCUUGCUGUGGCAGUUUUCGUAGUGAUGUAUUCGAAAGUUUAUUUCUUCUCAGUGUUCUCCUGGGCUUCUCUGACGAAAAUGCCUUUUAAGCUUUGCGAAACAAAUUACAAAUGCCACCACGCUGUUUAAGGGUUUAUUAUUGCUGAUGUGCAGAAUACUGUCACGUAGUUACUUUCAAUGGGGUGUCAAUCAAACGAAGAAGCCUUGAAAGCCUGAAAGUACACAGGAUUUAAAAGGCUUUAGAGAUUAUUUUUUAGCGGCCACAUUGGAAUGAGGAAUGAAGAGUUUGCGUGCAUGUGUAUUUGUGCCAACAAGUUUUUUCUGGCUUUGAUCACAAUCGCAUGCAUUCUUCAGGUACGCAAAUGCACCAUCCUCUCAAAACGCUAAUUGAGCAACAACACAGCAAGGCUAGUGAAGCCAUUCUGAAAAGCGAGCAUUAAGCAACGUUUCAGUAGUAGCAGAGGCAUCAGGCAUCACAUUUUUUUUAUUGAUUUCAGCUCUGUUUAAUAUUUAAUAAGGUGUCGCAUGAAGCAAUUUCAAUCGCAGUUGAGGCCGGCUGGGAUCGGCGUUUAUCGGCUGAUUUGUGCAAAAUGCGAAACGGAGCCAAUCACAAUCAACCUCGAUCAUAAUUGGAGCUCUGUUGCGAUUGGAAGUGCCCAUACGACAUGCACAUGCUUCCCUAGGCUGUAAUAUCAUUUUUUAGUCUGUCCGGUAUUGCAAAGGCGUAGCUUAAUACCGGAUAGCUUGUGCCAUAGCUGCCGCCAUGUCAAGUGGCGCCAACUGUGGAGGAUAAUGAACACAAUCUAUGUCCUCCGAGAUUCCGGAAACACCUAUCACCACUCUCUAAGCCUACAGCAUUGAUUAUUUGAGUAUGGCUCUCGAAAACAGUGCCUAAUCGACACAAAUACUUUGCUUUCGAAGCUUAAGGACAUGAAUCUAAAGCAAAUAAAAUCAUCAGUUUGGAGCUAAUGAGCUGCAGAGUGCACGAUGACCACUUGAUGGAUUCGAGGUGGACGGCAACUGCUUUCGACAGUGCAGCCAUGUUUUUCGGGCGAGCAUGUGCAGUUCAAACUCGGCAUUCCAGUAUACGCAGAGCCUUUUGCGUAUACUAGUAGCGGAAUACCGGACAGACUAAAACACUCUAAUGUUGGGAUAUUGAUUUUUUUCGCUGCUUGCCACCUAACCUACCCUAGUGAAAAUGCUUUGGUAGUAAUGCACUUGUUUGUUGCCAAUAGUGAGUUGUACUUCCAUUUCACCUUUGUGUGAUGGCUUCGCCAUCGAUGUAUUGUUUUCUCUCUGUUUUUCCUAUGUUCAUUUUUGGACAACAGUGUUGUCUUUUUACAACAACAGUGUUGCUUCUUUGCCUUGUUAGCGUGGACUAGCAUUCGAGCUGUGAGCGUCAUUGAGUGCGCAGGCCUGCCUUGUACCAAAGCUGUAUAUAUUUUUACCCCCGUGGUGAAACCUGUUGUUUUGUCAAUAAAAUGCGGUGUGCGAACAUUGGA
Molecule: messenger RNA, 9265 nt
Organism: Rhipicephalus sanguineus (brown dog tick)
Lineage: Eukaryota; Metazoa; Arthropoda; Arachnida; Ixodida; Ixodidae
Product: ubiquitin carboxyl-terminal hydrolase 19
Exons: 25
Coding region: 329-3547 (1072 amino acids)
Biological process (GO): protein deubiquitination
Molecular function (GO): cysteine-type deubiquitinase activity
Source: RefSeq, a predicted model, not a curated record